UUUCCAUUUUAGUUUUUUCUUAUGAGUUAGGCUUAGGCUUAGGAUUUUUGACUACCUAUUAACUAUUAUAUUCAUUUUGUUUUGAGUGAAUAUAGCGAAGUAUAGUGAAUAAAGUAUACAAAGCGUUAUUAAGUAUACUGAAUUAUAUCAUUGAAUAUUCCAAUAACCGUAAUGGAUUCGGACUCUACAAAUCGGAGCGAAGAAAAUGGUGAUGCUCCCAGACACACUUUAAUCGGAAAAUGUGUUAUGAAAACCUUAACACAUCCAUUAGAUUAUGCUAGAUUUUUAGCACAGAUUGGCCAUGAACCAAUGGCUCCAUAUCGACACAGAAGUAUUUUUGGUGAAGAACGUUUGUUCCUUCCUAAUUUAAUAGUUUAUGCUAAAUAUAUUUAUUCAGUUGAUGGAUUUAAAGGAAUGUAUAUUGGAUUAGGUCCUAAGAUCCUGGGAAUUUGUAUUGAACAUUAUUCAUCAUCAUUAAUGUCUGAUUAUAUACAAAUUGACAAAAGUCAAAAUGUAGAUAAAGAUUCAGAUUUAGAAGUAUGGAAAGAUUGUGCAAUUAAAACAUCAAAGGAAAUGAUAUGUACAGCCACAAGUAUAAUUUUGAGCCAUCCCUUUCAUAUUGUUUCUAUGAGAAUGAUGGCCCAAUUUGUUGGUUAUGAACAUCGUUACACCUUAGUGUUACAAUCGGUGUUACUUAUAAACCAUGAAGAAGGAGUAAAAGGGCUCUUUGCUGGUGUCAUUCCACGUCUAUUUGCUGGUUUAGGAACUGUUAUUCUUGUUAAUAUAGCAAAACAAGUAUUUUCACGUUAUUUAUUUGAUCCUUCGCCCAUGACUUUGAACAUUGCUGAGUUUGCUGCUUCGUUUCUAGCUACUGCUGCUACUUAUUCAUUUAAUGUUGUAACUGCUUGUACAGCAAUUAACAACUGCGGGUUAGCUGCUGGUAUGCCUCCUGAUAUGCCUGUAUUUGGAAAUUGGUUGGAAUGUAUGAAAUACCUGUAUAGAACUGAUCAGUUGAACCGUGGAUCAUCAACUUGGUUUAGACGUGUCCCACUAACAAAUUCCAAACUUCUAAAAAUGCUCUAAUCUAGCUGCCUAGUCAUUCAAUGUUGAUUGUUAUUUAUAUGUACAAAAUAAAAAUAAGUUAAUUUUUUUAGUAAAUAUUUUUAUUAGAAUUGAAAACAUAAAUAGUAUUGUAUCAACAUAUUUCAAAUUGCAUUUUAAUUAUUAUUACAAUAAUUUAAACAUAUAUGCAAAGCCUUUUUUAUUUUGUGUAAAUAUUUGGUAUGGGGCGUAUAAACAAAAACCAAUAGGUACCAAAUUUUGUACACAUCAUUGAAAAUUUUCAACCAUUACAGGUAGCAUUCAUACAUGAAUUUUUUUUUGCCUCUCCAAAAAUCAAUUGUUUUUCUGAUAUAUAUGUUGCCAUUGCCCAUUAGCUACAAAAAUGUAUAAUAUAAUCUAUUAACACAGUGAUUCUUUUAUUGAAUUACACUCAUAUCAAAAUUUAUUUAAAGUUUUUAAAAAUACUUUUUUAUAUUUUUUUCAGUCAAAAUAAAACAUUUUGCUUUUUUAAAUAUUAUUUUAAGUUUUCCUUUUUUUUUAUAACAACAUACACUUUUUAAUUUCAUAUUCUGAAGCAGAAUAUUUGUUGUAUCUGUAUACAUAAAUAUCAAAAUUUAGACUUUAUGAAUUAUAAGUAGGGCUCAGAUUUAUAUGCUCUAAAAACUAAAAUAUACAUUAUAAAGUAUGCAUUUAUGUCCUUAUUUUUUAGAAAUAUAUAUUUAAAAAUAUAAAAUAUGCUUAAAAGUCUAACUUCAUUAUUUUUAGUAUCUACCUAUAUCUUUAUAUAAAAUUAUAUUAUAUAAUUCAUUUUCUAUGGUAAAUUCAAUCAAAAAUUUUUUUUUUAUAAAUUUUACAUGUAGUUAAAUGAUUUUUUCACAUUUUAUUAAGUAUAAUUAAUAUAACUAUAAAUACAUUAUUUAAUUAAUAUUAUCAAAAUAUUAUAUAAUAGAUAUUAUUAUGCAUUUUAAAAACUGUCUAUAGGCAAAGAAAAAUUGUAAAAUAUAGAAACAUGCAAUGCAUGUCAAAAUAUGGCAAAAUAAAACUGUAUUUUAGAUUUAUUUACUAUAGUUCAAACUUUAGCAAAUCUAGUUACUUUUUGGACUGUUUAAAAAAAAAUAUAUAAAUCCGGGCCCUUGUAAGUUAUAGUGAACUGAAUAAUAAACCAGCAUUUUGUAAUGUACUCCAUACCACUCCACUCCACCCUCUAAUACAUUUAUACUUAUAACUCUAACUAUAUUAUAUGUUGUCAUUAAAAAAAGUAAAAACGUAAAAAUUAAAGUAUAUUAAAAAACCUGAGAUUACCUAUUUAAUA
Molecule: messenger RNA, 2374 nt
Organism: Aphis gossypii (cotton aphid)
Lineage: Eukaryota; Metazoa; Arthropoda; Insecta; Hemiptera; Aphididae
Product: mitochondrial carrier homolog 2-like
Exons: 8
Coding region: 172-1083 (303 amino acids)
Source: RefSeq, a predicted model, not a curated record